Scatophagus argus is the source of this 1023-nucleotide messenger RNA. RefSeq names its product small nuclear ribonucleoprotein 25 (gene snrnp25). Bases 210 to 740 code for a protein of 176 amino acids. Gene Ontology annotation, biological process: mRNA splicing, via spliceosome. Gene Ontology annotation, molecular function: protein binding. Lineage: Eukaryota; Metazoa; Chordata; Actinopteri; Scatophagidae. The record is from RefSeq and is a predicted model, not a curated record. The transcript has 5 exons. Gene Ontology annotation, cellular component: U12-type spliceosomal complex.
ACAUGGUGUGUUUACUUACUUCGUAGCUUCUUUUCCAGUUAAAAAUGUUUGUUAACUGUAUUUGUUCAAGUCUCACAUAAAAAGAUUUUUUUUUUGGAAGUUGUAGUGCAAAGAAGAAGUGCAAAAGCUGUAGAGGAACGGGAAUAGUAUCAACAGUUCCUACCUGACAAACCGGGCUGUUGUUCGUUGAAUGACUUUAGUGCCGUCUGAUGAUGGAGGAGCAGAGUCCGGACACUGCUGGAGGAGGACAGCCCGUAAAGGAUGAAGAGGUGGAAAAAGAGUUGGCGGCUCUAGAGGCAGAGGAGGAAGAAGACGAAGAGGCUCUUCCUCACUCGGAGAUCCUGGAUGUUUUCGAGGAGGGACUGGCUCGACUUGUGCAGGACCCUUUACUCUGUGAUCUGCCAAUCCAGGUGACUUUGGAGGAGAUAAAUUCUCAGAUUGCUCUGGAGUAUGGCCAAGCGAUGACUGUGAAGGUUUUAAAGGCGGAUGGCGAAGUUAUGCCCAUAGUGGUGGUGCAAAAUGCCACUGUCCUGGACCUGAAGAAGGCCAUCAGCAGAUUCAUGGAGCUGAAACAACAACGUGAAGGCGGAGUGAAGCACAUCAGCUGGAGAUACGUUUGGAGAACUUAUAAUUUGGUGUUUCAAGGAGAAAAGCUUGAAAAUGAUAAGAUGAGGCUGAAGGACUAUGGGAUCAGGAACAGAGAUGAAGUGACGUUCAUGAAGAGACUCAGGAAAAAGUGACAGCCAGCGUUUGUCACUUUAGGAAAACACAGCAGUUCCCUCAGCGUUUACACAGACUUCAAAUGACUGUCACAAAGUGUUUAUGACUGUACGACUUGUUUUAUUUUUAGUGUUUUUGGGUGGGUUUUGACACAUUACAAACACCAAAUAUUUAUCCAGAAACUCUUUUACAAACUCAGCUGUGUCUCAAAGAGUCUGUUUGUAAAUAAGAAGUCUCACUUCUGCUUCCAGUGUGCAGUGACUUUGUAUAAUUGCAAGUAUUAAAUAUUAUUGCAGAAUUUUA